Messenger RNA from Saccharomyces cerevisiae S288C, 4098 nucleotides. RefSeq names its product Kre5p (gene KRE5). The record is from RefSeq and is marked reviewed. NCBI's taxonomy places the organism in Eukaryota, Fungi, Ascomycota, Saccharomycetes, Saccharomycetales, Saccharomycetaceae. The transcript has a single exon. Gene Ontology annotation, biological process: UDP-glucosylation; glycoprotein biosynthetic process. Gene Ontology annotation, molecular function: UDP-glucose:glycoprotein glucosyltransferase activity. Gene Ontology annotation, cellular component: endoplasmic reticulum lumen. Bases 1 to 4098 code for a protein of 1365 amino acids.
AUGAGACUACUUGCGUUGGUAUUGUUAUUGUUGUGUGCGCCGCUUCGUGCAUGGACUUAUAGCUUACGAUAUGGCAUACCCGAAUCUGCUCAGGUCUGGUCUAUUUUAGUUCAUUUACUGGGCGAUGUUGAUAAUCAGCUGUUAACUAAUUUAUAUCCUUUGGUUACCGGUUUGGAUGACGAGAUUGAUAUUCAAGAAAAUCUUGUGGCGCUAACUUCCAAUGUAUUAAGGGAGCGAUACGAUAAAGAGGAUGUGGCUGAUUUAUUGGAACUGUAUGCUAGUCUUUACCCUAUGGGUAUGAUACAGCACGAUAUCAGUUCCAAUGCAGAACAAGACGAUGCAAAUAGUAGCUAUUUCGUUUUGAAUGGUAAUAGGUACGAAAAGCCCGACGACGUGUUCUACUUGAAAUCUAAGGAUUUAACAAUUCAACAGAAAGUCCCAGAUGUUGAUGUUAUACAACCUUACGAUGUUGUCAUUGGUACUAACUCAGAAGCGCCGAUAUUGAUCUUGUACGGUUGUCCUACCGUUAUUGACUCCGACUUCGAAGAAUUCAAUAGGAAUUUAUUUAUGGAAGCAAUGAAUGGAGAGGGAAAAUUUAGAUUUAUUUGGAGAUCCACAUGUUCCCUUGAUGGGAAAAGCGUGGAGUAUCCCUUAACUCAUCCGCUUGAAAUUACUUUACAAAAUGGUUCUAGAAUGAGCUCCAUACCUCAAUUAAAAAAAAUACUAUAUACUGUACCCAAAGAAAUAUUGGUUGGAGCAGACAACGAUGAUCAGCUCCAUGAUCUAGAACCAGAAGAAUUACGUGAACUUGAUUUGAGAGUAACAUCGUUAAUCUCAGAAUUUUACCAAUAUAAAAAGGAUAUCACAGCCACUCUAAAUUUCACCAAAAGUAUUGUUAACAACUUUCCACUAAUCUCUAAACAACUGAUUAAGGUUUCAUCUGUUAACAAGGAUAUAAUAACAAGUAAUGAAGAACUCAAUAGUAAAGGCUUCGAUUACAACAUGCUAGGUCUCUAUAUUAAUGGACAGAAUUGGAAAAUUACCUCACUGACUCCGUACAAUUUGCUUACUGCUUUAAAAACUGAAUACCAAAGUUUACUGAAAAUUACGAACCUUUUGCAAGAACUCGAGCCAUCGAAAUGCAUACUAGAUUCCAAGUUUUUACUCAAUAAGUUUUCUCAAUUUUCAUUGGGGAAGUUGCAAAACUUACAACCAAUCAAAAUGGAUCUCCACACAAUUCCAGGGUUCUCAGAAUCAGUAAUAUACUUCAAUGAUAUCGAAAGCGACCCGCAAUAUGACGAAUUAGUAAAUAGUGUUCAAGCAUUUUUUGAUAAAUCGAAAUUCGGAGAGUUGCCUGAAAUAAAGCAAAACUGGUCAGAGAUCAUAUUCGUUAUAGAUUUCGCCCGUUUAGAAGAUAGUGAGGUGAAGGAGGCAUUGGGUGGGUUGGUUCGUGCCGUUAAUGUUGUCUCCCAGGGAUAUCCGCAAAGAGUCGGACUAUUGCCAUUUAGUUCAGAUAGUGACAAGUCCGUUGUUAAUAAAAUUUACGAGCUGAAGAACUCAACUGACAAUUUAACAGAAUUAAAAAGUUUUUUGGAGACAAUGCUGCUUGCAGAUGGCCUUUCCGCGAAUGCAAAACAUUCAAAACACAUACCAGUUCCAGAUGUUUUCCAUCUACUUGAUGAACUUCAAAUUGACGAAACAUCAAUUAUAAUCAAUGGAGAGAUUUACCCAUUUAGAAAAAAUGCUUGGAAUUAUUUAAUUGCAAAAGUUAUCAAAAAGGACACUGAAUUUAUUCGUAAAGAAUUGAGCAAUUCUUCUCCGAAAAACAAACAAAUUAGCGUAAGGGACUUAUUGCAUUACAAAUCUGCAAAUCUGAGACAUAAUAAAUAUACACCAAAUUAUUUUGCUGAUUCGGUAUAUUCUUCGGUCAACAAUACUGCAUUGGAAAGCGUAUGCUCAGAAAGAAUAGGCUACUAUACUAAAAAUGAAGAAUACAAUUUAUUACACACAAUCACAUUAGUGGAUGAUUUUGGCUCUAUUCAUGCUUUGAAAAGAUUGAGAAACUUGUUGCAUACUUCCUUUGUUGGUGUUAGGAUCAGAAUCAUUCACGUAGGUGAUAUUUCUGAUAUUUGGUAUCAAUUGCGUGGAAGUCUUUCCCAAAAAGAUCCAAUAGGCUCAAUAAAUACAUUUAUUGAUGCUUUGAAACUUAAAAAGGUAAAAAGUCACACGUACAAAAAAAGCGGCUUAAACCAGUUAGGCCUUCAUAAAUGGCUUCCUGACAUUCCAUUAUUUGAAUUGCAAAAGGGUUCAUUUAUUGCUUUGAACGGUAGAUUUAUUCAUCUUGAUCAAAAUGAAGUGCCAGAAACAGAACAUUUCGAAGCAAUCAUAAAGAGAGAAGCUCUAAGAACGAUCGAUUCAGUUUUCGCCCUAGAUUUACUUUUUCCAGGUUUCUCACAGGAAAUAAUCAAUCCUGAUUUGAUAGAAAUGAUCUCCUCCAUUUUAACUAGGUUGUUUUACCAAGGUACACAUAUAUACAAUAAUGGUAUUGAUUAUACCACUGAAAGUAGCUUACCAAGAAUGGAUUUGAGCGAGUUUUUUAGACCUAAUAAUUUAACGAUGUUUGAAGAUGGAAAAUCAGCUUCUAUUGAUUUACUACUAAUUUUAGAUCCACUUGAAGAGAGAACGCAAAUGAUUCUUUCUCUUGUUGAGCAAUUCAGGCCUUUGAAAUUUGUUAAUAUUCAGGUAAUUUUAAUGCCGACACUGGAAUUAAACAUUGUCCCUAUUAGAAGAAUAUACGUUGAUGACGCAGAUAUUGUCAAAUCAAUAACUUCUGAGGAUAGCAGAUCAGAUCCAGAAGUAGAUAUUGAAAUGGAUGUUCCUAAUUCUUUCAUUGUAGAUAAUAAUUAUCGGAUAAAAAAAUUGCUCAUAGAAUUACAUUCCUUCUCUAGCAAAACAGUCCUUUCAACUGGCAAUAUUGAUGGUAUGGGGGGUGUAUGCCUAGCACUUGUCGAUUCUGCAGGGAACAUUAUUGACAAAACUACAACAAUGAAAACCUUUGGCUAUGGACAAUUUCAUACCGACAAAUUUUUAAAGGGUUGCUAUAUAAAAAGUUGUGAUUCAAGAUAUACCGUUCAGUCAUUUUCUACUGACGGGCAUCCCGACUUUAUACCAUCAGAUUCCUUGGAUAUACUGUCGUACAAUCCACAAAAAAUCGCUGUAAAAAUUUCAGAAGAGCCUACACACGAGGAAGAAUACGAGGAAGGUCGCAACAAUGAUACAAUAAUCAAUAUUUUUACUAUUUUAGAGUCCGGGCCAGAUGAGGAAGAGAGGUACAUGCAAAUGAUUUUAUCCAUUUUGUCAAAGUGUCCCGAAACGCAAAAGGUGAAUUUUUUCAUUUUAGAUCAGCCGUUUAUCUCCGACACUUUAAGGAAAUCAUGUGAGUAUAUAAAUUCCUCUGAUGAAAUGAGAGGCAAUGUCAUUUUUUUGAAUUAUGAAUGGCCUCAAUGGUUAAGACCGCAAAGAUUUUCUUCAAGGAGAAGGGAUGUCUCUAGAUUUCUGUUCUUGGAUGUCCUUUUACCUCAAAACAUCUCCAAAGUGUUAUAUAUGAGUCCAACUGAAGUACCGCUGGAUCCUUUUGACAUUUUUCAAUUUCAAGGCCUCAAACGUGCACCUCUAGGACUAUUCCGAAUGAGUGGUGAUGGUUAUUGGAAAGAAGGAUACUGGGAAAAAAUGUUAAGGGAGAAUAAUUUAGAAUUUUAUUCUACCGAACCGGCCUUUUUAGUAAACUUAGAGAGGUUUCGGGAGUUAGAUGCUGGUGAUAAAUACAGGAUUCACUAUCAACGUAUUUCUACAGACGCCAUGUCUCUUGUCAAUAUCGGCCAAGAUCUAGUUAACAACCUACAACUCGAGGUUCCGAUUAGGUUUCUCAAGGGAUCGUAUAAGAAGAAAUUAGUUAUUAAUGAUGAAUGUGUUUCUGAAUGGAAGAAAAAAAUAAAUAAGUUCGCAUCCUCUCCUGGCGAUGAAGACGUACCUGGAGAAAGUGUUAGCAGCAAAUACCAAGAUUCCGACAAUGCCGCUCCUCUGCAUGACGAAUUAUAA